AUGGGGAGUGUGCCGUCUAAGGAAGAGGACAUCGAGGUGUCCGAGCUAGCCACAGAUGAGGGCACAAUAACAGAGGAAAAUUAUCCACCAGCGGUACCACCAACAACAACCAAGCUCCAGGUUACCAAAGGUGUCAACUUCAAAAGCAUCGACAAGUUUGCGUGCAAUGUACCGCCGACACUUUUAUUUGGAUCUUUUUGGGAUUUGAUAGAACACUUAGUGAUGGCCAUUAACUUUGAUGUCCUGGACGACAUGUAUCGUGCCAGGGCCUUGUUCAGUUGGAUGACUUCUUACAACGUUAAUAAUAUUGACACAGAUAUCAUUCCUCCAGAAAACUCACCACUGGACUACUUUACUAAAAUUAGAUGGGAUUUUGGCGACCACGCCCAUUUAUUAUAUGCCUUAUGCCUAAUGGCUAAGCUACCAUGUGUUAUUAUCAACGGAGUAACCAAGCAUGGUGGAUACAACAUAGGAGAUACCAUCGACAAGAAACUACACGGCGCAAGAUGGAACGCUGUGUUGAUAAACGGCGAGUGGCGUCUUAUCGACGUGUACUGGGCGAUUUCUACUGUGGAUGAUGGAGGAAAGCAUGACAAGAUCUACGUCGAUAUUGAGGGAAACAUCAGUGUUCACUCCAAUGUCAGCAAAGAAGACGGAAAUGAGCAGCAAAAAAACGAAGCUUUCUUCCUGGCUGAUCCCGAGAGUCUGAUUUACACGCAUUUCCCCGAUGACCCACAGUGGCAGCUGCUAUCGCAGCCCAUCACUCUGAAGCAAUUCGAACGGCAAACAUAUAUUCGAGAACGAUUUUUUGAAAUGGGAUUAACUUUGCCUAAAAAGCUGCAAAAUAAACCCUGUAUACUGCUUUCCGAUGGGAAACCUCUGCGGAUACCACUUGAUCUUCCGGAAAAAAGGAGUAAGGAUUUCAGAUUCAAAUACACGCUUGUGCAAACAAGAGGCCUACAGUCUGAUGUCAAUAGAACAGGAACAGCACUAGAACGACACGUGAUGAUGCAACAUGCACUCGACAGAGUUCAAUUUACUCUUAAUUUUCCACGUGAAGGUAUGUUUCGGUUUGAUAUAUAUGGUACGGAUGUCACCAGAGAUGAACCGUAUAGUUUACUUGUUUCGUAUGCCAUUAAGUGUAAAGCAGCGACACCAAAUUGUCAGAUCCUGCCAGAUAUCCCUUUGUUGGGAUGGGGUCCCAACCCAGUAGCGUCAGCACUUGGGCUUACUCCAGCUACGCCUAUUGGAGCAAUUAUCAGCACUGACACAGGUGCAGUUGAUAUCAAGUUGAAAACGAAAGGAGUAGCAAAACUUACUCACACAAUGAAAAGUAUGCAUGUGGAUGAGGCGACACUUAGCCGAUAUACAGUGUCUGAGGUCGGCAAAGAUACCUGCACAAUCAGCGUCAGAAUUCCAAAAAGCGGCGAAUAUGGAAUUAACAUAUUUGCAACAACAAAGGAAAAAGCCAAGAAUAAAAACAAGAACAGAAAUAUUCUAAGUUUCCUGUUAAAAUGCGAAAUGCAGCAUGAAUCUCAAAUAUCACCUUUUCCGAACGUGUUAGGAAACCAAACGGGGAUCAAAUCAGGUGCUGCUGAACUCGGUAUAGUACAACAUGGAGAUACUCGGGAUAGAAAAGUGGCAGUCAACGGCAAAAUUACACUGCAAUUUGCCGUGGCAGAAAAUGUCAACCUACAUUUUGAGCUCCACAACAACAAUCCACACGGUAAAAACACAAUGACAGGAGAAGAAAAAAGAGAAGAUAACAUGUGUUACUAUGCUUUGGAGCUACCUAUUGCUGGGAUGUAUGCAGUGAAUGUUUUUGGGACACGAAAUGAGACAAACGCUACCGUGAUGGAGGUAUAUAGCUGCAUAAUUCAAUCAGAAGGAAAUGGUAGUGCCGGUGUCAUCAAGAGCACUGGAAAUAGUAAAUCACUUGAUAGCAGUCAGAACGCAUUUAAUAAGACAAUAUCCACAACAACGGGCUCGGUUAAGGUACCAAUGCCUGUCAUCUCUGGGGAGGUGUUUCCAUCUCUGAGACGAAAUGAUGCGACUGACGAAGGGAACACAUCCACAGCUACGGUCCUUGUUGCCAAUGACAAUACCCUGGAGAUCAGAAUGAAGACAUCAGGUGAUUACUUAUUGGAUCUUUUUUCAAAGGAAAGAAACGGGAAUAUAAAAACACUCGGUAGGUACACCAUCUCUUAUGACUCCGAAUUUGACCAUGAAGAAAAAUCAGAAGAUACUACCAAUGACGACGAACAAGUUCUUCCAUCUGGAGCGCUGCUGAAAAUGGGCGACACGGAUCAGUUGGAUGAUAUAACGGCCCCAGUGUCCGAGAAGAAACCGGAGAAAAAAUCAAAGGAAGCCCCACCAAAGGUCGAGUCCGUGAGGAAACCGGUUGUGAAAAAGGAUUUGGAUGACUUAGUGAAAUGUCUAGAUCGCCAAUACAAGACGAAGCCAAUCCCUGAUGACAUUGGCCUCGAUGCCUGGUUUGACGCCAAAGACAAGGACAAAGCUAUGGAAGAAAUAACGAAAGCUUGUAGCUUCCGGAAACCUGUGAUGCUAGAAGAGGCAAUAGAACGAGCUGUAGAGGUCCAGGCAGUCUGUGGGAAAACAAAAUUCUUGGACCCGCAGAUACGGAUGGCAGCUAGGGUCCUUAAGACAGUGACGAGGGUGGAGAAGAAUUUGGUAGAGUUCUAUGGCCUGCAUUUGAAAUCGAUGACAGAAAUAAAGCGUUACCAGUCACCUCCCCUCGGUGUACAUCACGUGGUCGCUGCCACAUUUCUCCUGCUAGGGGAAGAUAUUGAAGACCUGAAAAAAUGGUCCCUGUGUAGACGAAUGCUCUCCCAGAUGGGGAAUCAGUUUGUGUUCAGAAGGAUGGCCGACCUUGACCCCGCAUCAGUGCCAUCUUUAGUGAUUGAGACUGUCAUUCGCAUUCUGAAGCCUUUCACUGCCGUGAAAAUCAGAGAAGCGAGUAUGGAGGCGGCCACUCUCCAUGCAUGGAUAAUGAAAGUGGUGAGAGAAAAUAAGAACAAAGAAGAGCAGAGUCCUUCACGCCUUUCUCAUGUCCCACCCAGAUCUUCCGUUAUGCCAGAAUACAUAUCCGAGCAAACAGAAUACCUGCAAUAG
Ylistrum balloti is the source of this 3132-nucleotide messenger RNA. RefSeq lists its product as uncharacterized. NCBI's taxonomy places the organism in Eukaryota, Metazoa, Mollusca, Bivalvia, Pectinida, Pectinidae. The record is from RefSeq and is a predicted model, not a curated record. Bases 1 to 3132 code for a protein of 1043 amino acids. The transcript has 8 exons.